Ilyonectria robusta is the source of this 1005-nucleotide messenger RNA. RefSeq lists its product as uncharacterized. The record is from RefSeq and is a predicted model, not a curated record. The transcript is spliced from 2 exons. The coding region runs from base 1 to 1005 and encodes 334 amino acids. NCBI's taxonomy places the organism in Eukaryota, Fungi, Ascomycota, Sordariomycetes, Hypocreales, Nectriaceae.
AUGUCGUCACAAUCGGGUCAAGCCCAGGGAGGCCCUCCAUACCUCCCCACAACCGCCGGCCUCGGUGGCCGCCCAACCGUCUCUGUCGAUGAUCCCAUCUCCGGCGUACUUCUGGCCUUCUUUGUUGGCGGCGCCGUCCUCAACAUGACCAUCUUCCAGCUCAACAAACGACGCUCUCACAAGUUCAUCCUGUCCGGCCUCCUCUUCGGCUUCUGCAUGGCCCGAAUCUCUGCCAACGUCCUCCGCAUCGUCUGGGCCUCGUAUCCGAGCAACGUUCGUGUCGCCAUCGCCGCUCAGGUCUUCGUCAAUGCCGGUGUCGUUCUUCUAUUCGUCGUCAACCUCAUCUUCGCGCAGCGCAUCCUCCGCGCCUUUCACCCGCACAUUGGCUGGAGCAAGCCCGUCACGCUCGUUUUCCGCUUCCUGUUCUUCAGCAUUGUCGCCAACCUCAUCAUGGUAAUCGUUGCCGUUGUGUACAGCUUUUACACUCUCGACACGACUAUCCGUUCUCAACUCCGCAAAAUACAGCUUACUGCUGUUACCUACCUUGCAGUCCUGGCCUUCUUGCCCCUGCUCGUCACUGCUAUUAGCAUUCUGCUCCCGCGCAAGGCUCCCAUGGACAAGUUUGGCCAAGGUCGCAUGCGCACCAAGGUCUUCCUUCUUGUCUUCACCUCGAGCCUUCUCACUCUUGGCGCAGCCUUCCGUGCUGGCGUCGCUUAUCAAAUCCGCCCAAUCGCCCACCCAGCCUGGUUCCACCACAAGGCUUGUUUCUAUGUUUUCAACUAUGUUAUUGAGCUCAUCGUCGUCUACUCCUAUGCUCUGUCGCGUUUCGACCGUCGCUUCCACAUCCCGGAUGGCAGCAGUGGCCCCGGCGCCUACUCCAGCAGCGACUCUUCCAAUGACCGUAUCUACCGUGUCAACACCGAGUCUGAGGUCUUUGGCGACGACGAGCGACCUCGAGCUCACCGGGCGCAACCGAAGGAGGAGCCCAAGAACGAAUCCGUAUAA